GGAAGCGGCGGUGGGGUGUGAGGCGCGAGUUGCGCGGCGAUGGGGGCCCGCGGGCUGGAGGCGGCGGUGGUGGAGCUGGCGCCGGGGGAGGCCCGCGAGAGCAGUACAGAGAGAGGGCAUACAGAUGGUCAGCCUGUGGUGAUCCUUCUCGGCUGGGCAGGCUGCCAGGACAAAUACCUGGCCAAAUACAGUGCAAUCUACAGUCAGAAGGGCUGCACUGUCAUCCGCUACACAGCUCCAUGGAGGAUGAUAUUCUUCUCUGAGACCUUUGGCAUCAAAUCCCUCCAGACCCUCGCCAGGCAACUCCUGGAGCUGCUCUUUGACUACAGUGUUGAAAACAGACCGGUUAUUUUUCAUGUUUUUAGCAAUGGUGGUGUCAUGCUGUACCGUUACAUCAUUGAGUCACUCCACACUCACAAGCCAUUUAAGAACCUUAAAGUAGCAGGCACCAUUUUUGAUAGUGCCCCUGGCAGAAGAAACUUGAGAGGAGGCCUUCGUGCCUUGGCAACUGUCUUGGUAUCCAUGAAUGUGCUGCUCAAGUAUUUCCUCUUAUUUGCUUUUGCUACUACAGCUGUUGUGCUGCGGAUCUUGCUGUACCCAUUGACCCGCUUCAUCCAUGAGAGCCAUUAUGAUGCCCUGCUGAAAGUGCCCUCACGAUGGCCUGAGCUUUACCUCUAUUCCCAAGCUGACACCAUCAUCAAGGCCAGCGAAAUUAAGCACAUGGUUGAUGCCCGGCAACAGCUCGGUGUCUCUGUGAAAGCCGUAGACUUCUCAGAUUCAGCUCACGUCGGCCACAUGCGGGCGUAUCCCACCUAUUACAGCAACCUCUGUACAACUUUCCUGUCUGACUGUGUCAGGGGCUUCUCGCCUCGUUAGUGGUGUUAUGACCUCCAGUGUUUGCCUCUGCUUUGCUCAGCUUGUAUGGGAAAUGUCACCCCCUUUGCCUUUGUGUCUUUGAAGGGAGGAAAAUAGAGACUUCUUAGCUUUCCCUGCCCCCCCACCAGCAAGUCUGAAAGCCUCCAGGCUGGCCUUUGGGCCAGCCAUGUUAUAGCAGCAAGUACAUAUGGAUUAAUUUAAAGUACUGAAGGUGAAAUCCUGGCACGGUUGAAGUUGAUGUGCUUUACCGAGGUGUCAUAGACCAGAAUUUCACAUGGAGUGUUGUGUGUUUCUUCCUGUCUCAUGUUGUUCUCUGCUUUCCAUGUUGUCUUCUUGUCCCUGAUGUCCAGUGCGCAUGUUCUGUUGCUUUGUACUGGUUUUACAAUACAGCUCUUUGUUGUUUUUUUCCUCUCUGCCAUUUCUUUUGUCUUGCAGUGAGCAAACAGAAGCAGCUCUGCAGGACUUCCCUCUUCUCUCGGUGCAUUCCAGCUCUUGUUAUACUCCCUGCUGGAGAUCAGGCCCAGAAGCCAAGUGUAAGACCUGGAAAAAGCUUGUGCAGGGCAGUACAACCAGACUGUCAUCUGGUUCCGUUAAAUAGCUGAGAGAGAUAGAGCAGUCAAAGCUCUGAUCCUUGGUGGGAGCUCAAAUGUUUGUUGAUAACUUUUGUGUUCUUCCACUAAAAUAUUUCAGUUAACCUUU
Phalacrocorax carbo (great cormorant) is the source of this 1575-nucleotide messenger RNA. The record is from RefSeq and is a predicted model, not a curated record. NCBI's taxonomy places the organism in Eukaryota, Metazoa, Chordata, Aves, Suliformes, Phalacrocoracidae.